Messenger RNA from Gymnogyps californianus (California condor), 1943 nucleotides. RefSeq names its product acyl-CoA thioesterase 9 (gene ACOT9). Gene Ontology annotation, molecular function: fatty acyl-CoA hydrolase activity. The record is from RefSeq and is a predicted model, not a curated record. The coding region runs from base 153 to 1457 and encodes 434 amino acids. Gene Ontology annotation, biological process: acyl-CoA metabolic process. The transcript has 16 exons. Gene Ontology annotation, cellular component: mitochondrion. Lineage: Eukaryota; Metazoa; Chordata; Aves; Accipitriformes; Cathartidae.
GCGCACAGAGCACUUUCUGUGCCAGGCGAGCCGCGAGUCUAUGGUGCUGGGGGACCGCGUGCCUGGGGCAGGCGUGGCCCCGCAGGCGCUGGGCGAGCAGCGGCCCCGCUGACGGCUACGGCUCCGGUCCCGGUAGCGGCGCGGCGAGCACCAUGCUGGCCACCCGGUUGUGCACGAUGAGGAAGCUUCCUUCUGUUCUGGCUAGGACACUCGCUUCUGGGACCAGUGGCUCCCCAGUGCUUCCUGACAUGUCUGAAGGACACUUACCCAUUCAUGUGAAUAAUGUGCGGAGCAGAUUGAGGGAUAUAGUGGGAGCAUCUACCAACUGGAGGGAUCAUGUGCAAGCAAUGCAAGAAAGAAAAGCUCUUCAUGCUUUACUGGCAAAACGGCAGGAAGAUCUCCCUCCUAGGAGAAUGAAGGAUAGCUACUUGGAAGUUAUUCUACCUCUAGGAAGUCAACCUGAAAUAAGAGAAAAGUACCUGAAUGUACACAACAGUGUAAGGUUUGGAAGGAUACUUGAAGAUCUUGACAGUUUAGGAGUUCUUAUUUGCUACACUCACACCAAGCAGGAAAUGCAGCCAAGGUCUCCCUUAUCAAUAGUUACAGCUCUGGUGGAUAAAAUCAAUUUGUGCAAGAAGAUUAUAUAUCCAGACUGUGACAUCAAAUUCACCGGCAAUGUUUCUUGGGUUGGGAGGACCUCGAUGGAAGUGAAGAUGCACAUGCUGCAGCUACAUGAUGGUGAUUACAGCCCUGUGUUAGAUGCAACCUUUGUCAUGGUGGCCCGGGAUCCAGAGAAUAAACGGCCAGCAUUUGUUAAUCCACUUGUUCCUGAGAGCCCUGAGGAAGAAGAAAUCUUCAAGCAAGGGGAAUUGAACAAGCUGAAGAGGAUUGAUUUCAGCACUGCUUCCUUACUGAAGAUGGCUCCCACUGCAGAAGAAAGAAACAUCAUUCAUGACAUAUUCCUUAAUACAUUGGACACAAGGACAGUAAGUUUCCGGAGUCGUAAAUUACCACCCAAUUCAGUGUGGAUGGAAGAUGCAAAGCUAAAAGGCCUACAGAUUUGCCACCCUCAGGAACGGAACAUCUUCAAUAGGAUCUUUGGGGGUUUUCUCAUGAGAAAGGCGUUUGAACUGGGAUGGGCAACUGCUUGCAGCUAUGGGAGUUCCAGACCUUUUAUCGUAUCCGUUGACGAUAUCAUGUUUCAGAGGCCAGUUGAGAUUGGAUCCUUGUUACUGCUUUCUGGACAGGUCUGUUACACAGAAAAAAACUACAUCCAGGUUCGAAUACACAGUGAGGUUUAUGAUGCAGAUACCAGGGAGCACCAGACAACCAAUAUCUUCCAUUUUACAUUUGUAUCAGAAAAUGAGGUCCCACAGGUUGUCCCCAAAACUUAUGGAGAGUCCAUGUUGUAUUUAGAUGGGAAGCGACACUUCACUGCAAUCAUGAAAGAAAUCUGACACACACUGACUGCUGCAUCAGCAGCGUAGCAGCAUGCUGUCUUGGAAAGAGUUGUCACCAGAGAUGGCUAACAGACAGGUGCUUGCAGUACUAAAAAAAACCCACACCAAAACAAUACCCCAAACCCUACAACAAAAAAUACCUUUUUAGUGCAAUUUAUGUAUUGUGUAUGUUUGGAUUUUUUAUUCUCUGCUACUAGGAUUUGUUGAAAUCUACUUUUACAUGCUGAUGCUAGGAAAAAAGGCUGAAAAAGUACAAUCUUAAGCUUUAGAUAGCUUCUCUUUGUCCGGUUUGAGAGAUCUCAUUACAACCUUUGCUGUCUUGUCACCAUGGGCCUUCUUUCCCUCAGUAGCUCUCCUUUGUGUUUCCCUGAUAAGGGAUUAUUUGUUAUUAUUAUUCUUAUUCUGUUCUAGCAGAAAAAUGUGUGCAAUAAGUAGAUACACACAGACGAAACCAUUUGACCUACAUUCUUGUGUAAAUUAGGU